CACGCGACUCAUCGCUAAUUAAUGGCUCAUUAACGCUCGGUGCCCGUUACUGAGGCGCUGAGGCCGCUCCCCGCCAUCCGCGGCGGGGGCGCAUGCGCAGCGGGACCGGCGCCCACCUGACCGUGGCACGGGGGCCCCAAGAUGGCCGCGCCCAUGCGGGGCUAGGCCCUUGCGGGGACCUGAGCCCGGUUCCCUUUCCCCUAGGGCCGUGCUGGGCAAGGCCGGGCCGGGCGGUGCUGCCCCGUGCCGGGUUGUGCCGCCGCCCCCCGCAUAUGGAGCCGCGGGAGUCGUGGGCGGCCCUGGCGGCUGGCGGAGUUGCUGGUGUCUGUGUCGACUUGAUCCUUUUUCCUCUGGACACUGUCAAAACCAGACUGCAAAGUCCCCAAGGAUUUUGGAAGGCUGGUGGCUUUCGUGGCAUCUAUGCUGGUGUUCCCUCCACUGCUAUAGGAUCCUUUCCAAAUGCAUAUGACUCAAAACUGAAAUUAUCGUUAGGAGAAGAAGUAACCCUUAAGGUCACCUGUCCAAUUCAACUGGGACAGAACAGUAUCAUUUCUACCUUCCCCUCCACAGCUGCUGCGUUUUUUAUCACCUAUGAGAAUGUGAAAUCUGUGCUGCCCCAUGGCUCUGCAUCAUACUUGACUCCAGUAACACACAUGGUGGCUGCCUCCUUUGGGGAAGUGGUUGCGUGCCUCAUAAGGGUUCCAUCUGAAGUUGUCAAGCAAAGGGCCCAAGUUUCACCUUCUGCAAGUACCUUUCGGAUUCUUUCCCACACCUUGUACCAUGAGGGUAUUCAAGGACUUUAUCGGGGUUAUAAAAGCACGGUAUUAAGAGAGGUCAGGCACUUCUGGCCUCAGCUGUCGUUGACUGGAAGAAGAAUAAAGCUCUCGGUGCCUCUGCAAAGCACUGCAGCAGUCUGUUCCCUGAUGUUAUGAUACGUGUCACAUGCUGCAGAGAGACAAUAUCAAUAUGCCUGCUGGAUAAACGCUCUCUGGAUAAACUCGGAUGUUAUUUUGUCUCCUCACUGUGCUUUUUAUGAUCCCCAUCUCUCAGAUUGAUGUGAAUACGUAAAAUAUGACCUGCUUUAAAAAAAAAAAAAGUGUCUAACUGUAAUGACCAAGGAAAAAAAUGCCUGAGAAGUGAGCAGAAUCCUAUGGUGAAGUUUCAAACACCAGCCAACAGAAGAGUCCUGAUAUAUUUGUUUUCAUUCCUGUACUUUUCAGAGCCUGUUUCAUGAUGGUUGACGCUCGAUUCAGGAUUUUAGGAGGGCGCUUGAAUAAGGCAGUGUGAUUUGUGCAGUUUAGGAGGCUGGGGAACUACAGUGGCUUCUGUGCCUGGUGCCUGAGAGCAAACUCACCCUGUCUAGAUGUUUGGGAUGCCUGUGAGACAAAACAAAGGAGAGAAAACAAUAACAGUUUGGGUAAGGAAGAAAUACUUAAAAAUAAAUGUUUGGGAUGGGCAAACCAAGGGGAGAGAAUUCUUCCUGAGAUACUGCAGGGCUGCGUCUUGUUCAAAGCAGUGAAAAGCAAGGUGCAACAGAUCCGUAGUCCUGUGUUUUCCUCUGACACCUGAGUCAAUGUGCUGCACAGAUCCACACAUCAGGUGAACAGAAAUUGUGCAGUGAGAAUUUAUCCGGCCACUAACUUAACCUCUGACUGACCCCAGCAGUGGUACAGCGUUACAAAUGUAGUCUUCAAGGAAGGAUGAACAAAUUUCUUAAGCCAUUGGGCACAAACAAAACACUCAGAUUCAGUCAAGAAUCCGUCCUCGUCCCAUUCUUCCCUCACCCCUAAUGCCCUGGGAUGUAUUUAUUGCGGCCAGUGCUAGGAAAACUCAAUCUGCCUAUUUGUGUCUUCUGCUCAGAGCGACUAGAAGUACCUUUCCUUUUCCAGUUUUGUCCAACUCGUCUUCAGUUCUGUGUCCUUUAAAAGAUUUCCAGACCACCAAGUGUGAAGGCUCUCGGCUCAGCGCAUGAAUAUCCGUGGUUUGACAACCUAGCCCCUUUUCUUAAUGCAC
This is a messenger RNA of Anas platyrhynchos (mallard), 2013 nucleotides long. Lineage: Eukaryota; Metazoa; Chordata; Aves; Anseriformes; Anatidae. The record is from RefSeq and is a predicted model, not a curated record.